Messenger RNA from Malaya genurostris, 5817 nucleotides. RefSeq lists its product as uncharacterized. The transcript has a single exon. The record is from RefSeq and is a predicted model, not a curated record. Bases 1 to 5817 code for a protein of 1938 amino acids. Lineage: Eukaryota; Metazoa; Arthropoda; Insecta; Diptera; Culicidae. Gene Ontology annotation, biological process: DNA integration. Gene Ontology annotation, molecular function: nucleic acid binding.
AUGCCACCAAAGAAGAUGCGAGAGGUAGUGCCGCCGGUGAACACAAGUUGUAAAAAAUGCAGUUUCCCGGACAAUAGCAGGAUGGUACAAUGCGACGACUGUAACGAUUGGUACCACUACGACUGCGUACAGGUGGAUGACGAAGUUUCCGAUUACGAUUGGAGCUGUGACGAUUGCGUGACUAAAAAAGCCCAGCCGGCAGGAACUUCGACACCUGUUUCUCCUAGCAAACAGGAGCCAAUUGUAGAUAAAGCGAUACUUACUGGUCGCAGAGCCAAUGUAGCAGAAACCGGAGAUAAUGCAAGUAACUUUGUUACCAGAGAUACGGAAAUUACACCACCAUCCGCUGACAAUGUAGAAAACGUUAAACUUCGACGAGAUAUCGAAGAGCUGCGUCACUUGUUCGAAGCACAACGUAUUAAAUUCGCGCAACAUAUCGGUAUGCUAGAAGAUCAAAAAAACACUAUAAUCCACAACGAACUCUCAAGGCUUCAAGUACAAUGGAACGAACGUGAGAGCCAACUCCAGAAAGAGAUAGAUAAUCUUAAAGGUCAGGGCCUGCCUGCUAAUACGCAACAGAAUGAGACAGUAAAAUCAAAUGCGAGUGCAUCAUCGAAACGCACAAUCAAAGACCGAAAACGACGUUUGGCGGCUCUGAAAGAGCGGCAAGCACUGGAAAGAAAGCAUCUCGAAGAGCAACUCAAGCUGAGUGACGAAUUAAACAGUUACAGCGAAAAUGAAAAUACCGAUGAAGAUGAACAUGAUUCUGGCAGCAAGCAGAAAAUAGAUGAGUGGCUGAGAGAUCAAAGUUGUUCAUAUACAUCCGGAGCUAGUAAUGAUACUCUAUCCGUGACUUUAAACGAAACAACGGAAAACGACCACCGCACGACAAGAGAUUCAUCUCAAGUCAAUCGAAUCCCUACAAAGUAUCAGCUAGCAGCUCGUCAAGCUGUGCCCAAGGAACUGCCUACCUUUUCUGGUGAACCUGAGGACUGGCCUUUAUUCCAUGCAACGUUCGAAAGUAGUACAACCAUGUGUGGAUACAGCAACGAAGAAAAUAUGUUUCGUCUAAGACGCUGUUUAAAGGACAAAGCUCUCGAUGCAACGAGAAGCCUACUUUUGUAUCCAGGCAAUGUAGGUACGGUAAUGAGCACUCUUCGAACUUUAUUUGGGCGACCGAAUCUUAUAAUUGGGGCGAUGAUUCAGAAGAUACGGAAUCAACCGACACUAAAAAUCGAGAAAUUAAAUACAAUGAUUGAUUUCGGUAUUUCAGUACAGAACUUAUGCGCAACCAUACAAGCCUGCGAGCUUGAUGAAUACUACUACAACGUGACGCUGCUCCAGGAGCUCGAAGACAAGCUUCCACCAACAAUCAAGCUUAGUUGGGCGUUAACGCGCAAACCUCUUCAGAAAGUAAAAAUUACGGAUUUCAAUGAAUGGCUUAAAACCAUUGUUGAAGCUGCCUGUGAAAUUACAACCCCAGAUCUAUCUGCCGUAUGCGUCGGGAAAACUGAUAAAAAGAAAAUCCAAGGAUUCCUAAACGUCCACUCCGAGUACUCGUCCGAGGAAACGUUCAAAACAGCUAAUCCAGUCUGUGUGGUCUGCCACGAAGACUGUGAGUCGGUUGCGAACUGCAAACGAUUUCGCGCUAUGACCGUGGACGCGCGAUGGAAAACUUUGAGAGCUAAUAAACUUUGCCGUAGAUGUCUUAAAAGGCAUUUCUCGUCAUGUCAUGUCAGAGAUCCAUGUGGACAAAACGGAUGCCUGUUUCUACAUCAUAGACUCCUUCACAACGAAAAUAAGCAUAAAGAUUCAGGACCUUCGCCACCGUCACCACCUACAGACAAUCAUUGUUGCAAUGUUCAUCGUAGUGGUGUAGGACUUGUUUUCUUUCGUUACGUGCCGGUAAUUAUACACGGAAAAGGUAUAUCGAUUGAGACGUUCGCGUUCUUAGACGAUGGAUCAUCAUCAACCCUGAUAGAACAAGAACUUUAUAAUGAGCUAGGACUGGAAGGUUCCCCUCAACCACUUUGUUUAAACUGGACAGGUGGAACAAGUAGAUGGGAAAGGAACUCGGUUAAGCUAACUGCCGAAAUAUCCAGUGUGCACAACCCUGACAAACGUUUUUGCCUGCGCGAUAUUCAUACAGUUGGAGAGCUUAAUCUUCCAGAGCAGUCACUGUCGAUUGAAAAUUUGGCUAAGAAAUAUAAGCACCUGAUAGGACUUCCGAUCCGCUCAUAUGCAAGAAUCACACCAAAAAUACUGAUAGGCAUGAACAACUGUCGGCUCGGCCACGUACUGGACAGUAGAGAAGGCAAUGAAAUUGAGCCAUCGGCUGCUAAAACUAGGCUGGGUUGGAUUGUGUACGGCCCAUGUUCUAGCUCAAGUGAUUCCAGUUUAAUUAAACCUGUAUCCCAUAGUUCAUAUCAUAUUUGCGAAUGUAAUAAAAAUAAUGAUGACGCUUUACACUCAGCGGUCAAAGAGUAUUUUGCCUUAGACAGUAUGGGAGUUAUUUCACCUCGAAAAAUCCUGCAAUCAAAAGAGGACGAACGCGCCCUAUACCUUCUUCAACAGUGCACUAGGCUUAAGAAUGGCAAAAAUGAGAGCGGUUUACUUUGGAAAUACGACGACAUUCGUUUGCCAAACUCAAGAGAAAUGGCACUAUCAAGAACGAAAUGUCUCGAAAAACGUAUGACUCGCGAACCAGAACUCGCGCAUUUGCUCAGGUCCAAAAUUAUUGAUUACGAAAAUAGCGGCUAUAUAAGAGAAUUAACCCCUCAAGAGCUAACGAUACCGCGACCGAGAGUAUGGUAUCUCCCAAUAUUUCCCGUCAUCAAUCCAAACAAGCCAGGCAAGAUUCGCAUUGUUUGGGAUGCGGCAGCUAAAGUUCGAGGAGUAUCUCUCAACUCUCAACUUUUAAAAGGUCCUGACUUACUGAACUCCUUAGUUUCAGUACUAUUCAAGUUUCGAGAGUAUAAAAUUGCUAUUACGGGGGACAUAAGAGAGAUGUUUCAUCAAGUGAAGAUGAGUGAAAAUGAUCAACAUUGUCAGAGAUUUUUUUGGCCCACUGAAAAGGGAGAGUUUCGCGAAUACAUUAUGACGGUGCUAAGCUUUGGGGCUACAUGUUCUCCGUCAACGACUGAAUACUGCAUGAACCUCAAUGCCGAAAGAUUCGCAAAUAAAUUUCCAGAUGCUUUCGAGGCUAUUACGAAGCAACACUAUGUUGAUGAUAUGCUAGCGAGUGUGGAACGAGUCGAGGAAGCAAUUGAUUUAGCGAGAAACGUCCACUACAUCCAUUCGCAGGCGGGGUUCGAGAUAAGAAAUUGGCACUCGAAUUCCGAUUACGUUUUAAAAAAACUGGGAACGGUCUAUUCCGAAGAGAAAAGUCUUAACAUAAACGCAGACACCUCUUUUGAAAAGAUACUUGGCAUGUGGUGGAAUACGAAAACAGACUGUUUUACUUUCAAAGUGUCACCGCGACACGAUAGCGAUUUACUUUCGGGACGGAAAGCUCCCACUAAGCGCGAGACUCUUCGAACUCUAAUGACUAUUUUCGACCCUUUAGGGUUAAUUGCCAAUUUUUUGAUGUAUUUGAAAGUGCUAAUUCAGGAAGUGUGGCGGUCUGGUCUGGGAUGGGACGACGAAAUAAGCGGCAUACUUCUACACAAGUGGAGACUAUGGCUUCGAGUGCUCCCAGAAGUACCACAAGUCUCUGUUCCUAGGUGCUACCGCAAAUGCACUUCCGCGUCUGAUGAUACUAACAUGAUUGAGCUUCACACCUUUGUGGAUGCGAGCGAAAACGGCUACGCCGCAGUAUCGUAUUUCAGGUUUCAUGAAGGCGAUAAUGUAGAAUGCGCAAUCGCUGGAGCAAAAACUCGUGUAGCACCUUUAAAGUUCGUUACUAUACCUCGUCUUGAACUGCAGGCAGCAGUAUUAGGAGCACGUCUGGCUAAAACCAUCGCAGAGCAACACAAACGAACGAUUGUAAGGCGCUACUUUUAUACAGACUCGAAGGAUGUCAUGCAUUGGUUAAACUCGGACCAUCGACGUUACAGCCAGUUUGUGGCCGCACGAGUUAGCGAAAUACUCGAAUCCACCAUUACAUGCGAAUGGUAUUGGCUUUCGACGAAAUUGAAUGUGGCAGACGAAGGUACAAAAUGGCAAAAGUUGCCCGACCUUUCACCGAACAGUCGCUGGUUUAAAGGCCCCGAUUUCAUGUGGACAAAAACCGUUAAUUGGUCAAUACAUAACAACGGUUUUGGAUCAACAACUGAAGAGUUACGUCCUAGUAUUUUCCACCACACAGUGAGCGCUCCAGUAAUCUCGUGGGAACGUUACUCGAGUUGGAAUCGAUUGCUGCGCGCGGUUGCGUGGGCAAAACGAUACGUAGUAAAUCUUCAUAGCAAAGUGAGACACAAGCAACUACAAUAUGAGCCUCUAUCGAGUGAAGAACUACAGGGUGCUGAAGCUUGCAUCUAUCAAUUAGCCCAGAAGGAAAUAUAUCCCGAAGAUUAUUUGUUUGCCUCCCCUUCUUUCAAGUUAAAUGCGUACGAACGUCACGUCGCAAAAGGUCAACUGUACAAGUUACGUCCAAUAAUGGACGAAAGACAAGUCUUGCGUAUCCCAGGACGAAUAGAUGAGUGCAAGUUCGUUAGCGAAACGGUGAAGAACCCUAUAUUGUUGCCCAGACAGCAUUACAUUACAACGCUUAUAGUAGACGAAUUUCAUAAGCGUUAUCACCAUCAAAACCAUCAAACAGUGUUGAACGAGCUGAAACAAAAGUUCUACAUUCCUAGAGUACGCACUCUGUAUACUCGUAUAAGACGGAACUGUCAGCUAUGCAAAAUACGAAACGCGAUGCCGCAACCUCCAAUGAUGAGUAACCUUCCAGCGGCUAGAUUGGCUGUUUACGCGAGACCCUUCUCAUUCAUAGGUAUAGACUAUUUUGGACCGCAACAAGUAGUAUUAGGACGACGAGUAGAAAAACGCUGGGGAGUACUAAUAACGUGUCUCACUGUUCGAGCCAUCCAUAUCGAAAUAGCCCACUCUCUUACGACAGACUCCUGCAUCAUGGCAAUUCGUAAUUUUAUGUCAAGAAGAGGAAUACCACUGGAAAUUUACAGCGAUCGAGGAACGAAUUUCAUCGGUGCUAAACGAGAACUCAAGGAAGCCUUAAAAACAGUAGACCAGGAUCGAAUGGUGAAAGUCUUCACAACGUGUUCAACGCGUUGGGUAUUCAACCCCCCCGCCUCGCCGCAUAUGGGAGGCAGUUGGGAACGGCUGAUACAAUCCGUUAAAAAAGGACUCGAACAGAUCAAACCUCAAAGGUUACCAACGGAUGAAAUAUUUCGGAAUCUGUUAAUGGAAGUUGAAAUGGUCGUAAAUUCUAGACCAUUAACUUAUGUUCCUCUCGAUAAUGAGUAUUCAUCAGCCUUGACGCCAAACCAUUUCCUUUUUGGGACAUCGAACGGUGUGAAGCCCUUUGUGUUAUUCGACGAUAGUGUAAACACAUUACGAAAAAAUUGGAAAAUGUCUCAAGUAUACGCAAACAUUUUUUGGAAACGCUGGCUCAGCGAAUAUCUUCCUAGUAUUACACGUAGAACGAAAUGGUUUCUGCCAGUAAAACCUAUUCAGGAAGGCGAUAUUGUAAUAAUCGUGGAUCCCGUAUUACCACGAAGCUGCUGGCCAAAAGGUCGAGUGCUAUCCGUUUCACAAUCUAAGGAUGGCCAAGUACGCAGCGCAGUAGUUCAAACAUCAGUGGGUGUAAUGGAGCGACCCGCGGUUAAGAUUGCAGUACUGGACAUCGUGGCAACUUAG